Molecule: messenger RNA, 1500 nt
Organism: Bombus pascuorum
Lineage: Eukaryota; Metazoa; Arthropoda; Insecta; Hymenoptera; Apidae
Exons: 5
Coding region: 899-1354 (151 amino acids)
Source: RefSeq, a predicted model, not a curated record
ACAUUAUAUGAGAAAACCAAAAGUGAAACCUGUUCAGCAAUAACACGUCAAUAUCAUAGAUACGUCCUCUUUAUGUCACGAAGCUUUCUCUAGAUCAUAGAUUCCAGAACUGAUUCUAGAACAAAUUUCGAAAAAAAGACAAAAUUAUCUUUCUUUCUUACAGUCCUCUUUGAUUUGAACGGAUGUUUUCUUCUUCUUUUCCUUUCUUCUCCUUUUCUAAAAAAAUACAGAUUCUUAUUAUAUAUAUGUAGACAAAUUAUAUAUACAUGUAUUCGCAAUGAGUGCAAUCAAUCUGUUGGUUUUAUAAUCGAUCUUCUACUUCCUAAAUUGAAUAGGUAUACUUUCUUGCUACUUUAUAAAUCAGCGAAGAACAAACGUAAAAAAAUUUUAUUUAAGACAGUUAAUGUACGAAAUAAGAAGGAAGCGCAUCGUAAAUCGCUUUUAUAACGUUUUCGACUGAUAUUUUAUAGAAUCAGGGAAUAUACAUAGAUCUUUUAUUAUUAAUUGUUGAUUUUCCCUGGUUUAAACAGUGAUAUGUCCUUAAUUAUGAAUAAAAUGGCUCCAAUAAGUAAUUUAUUGAUACUUUGAAGUCAUUUACAACAUUUCUUGUGACUUUCUUAAAUUCAUUAAGGAGUCGAUUUCUCCUUGGAAUUAUUACUGACGCAUAUAUGUUUAUGUACAUAGAGCAUACAAUAAAAUGAAAAAUAAGUUAGCAUAAAGCUAUAUCUGAAAUACAAAGAAAAACUACGCAGAACAAAAUCCUCGGGGAUAUACACAGGAAUGGAAAGCAAGCGGGUAGAUAUAAGGAGGUCGUGUUUCAUCGGCAUACUCAGUUUAUUACUCGAUCUACAUAGCAGAUCAGACCGUAUUAUAGGAGCACGCAAAUUAGCAUUUCACAAUGAAAACUGAAUUAUUGUUGCAAUUUAUUUUAGUUUUACCGAUAUUGCUAGUUCCUAUGUCCGAAGGAUUUUUCUUCGAACACCCUAAGAAGCUAUUAAUGGAUUUGUUUCAAUCGUCAAAAGAAAAAAAAGAAGCAAGAAAAGGGCCUCAUAUAGAUCAUUAUCAUGUACAUUAUUAUCCAGUAACAAUCCCUAUAUUCGAACCACUGGUGAAAGCACCUAAAAAACACAAACUGGAAGAAAUAUAUCACAACCAACUGAAAACGAUUGGGUGGUCCAGUCACGAAUAUAAAUAUAUUCCUGAACCCAAAAUUAAAACUUUCAGUUUAUAUGAUUCGUGGAAAAAUUCUGUGCCCUGCAAAAAAGAAAUUUUAGAAACAGAUCUUUUAGAAAUAACAGACAACAGCGAGGACGAAAAUGUAUUAUACGUACACCCCUCCACUCACAAGUAUUAAAAUACAUAAAAAAAGAGUACCUAAAAAAUCAUUAGAAAAUUAUUAAAAUCUUUAAAAAUUAUCUCGUUGAAAAUGUUAGAUUAUAAAGAACCUAUACAUAUAUUCAAUAUGACAACAAAAAAUUGCAAAUUAUAUGUAUUAAAAUU